Molecule: messenger RNA, 4970 nt
Organism: Thrips palmi
Lineage: Eukaryota; Metazoa; Arthropoda; Insecta; Thysanoptera; Thripidae
Product: ribonucleoprotein PTB-binding 1-like
Exons: 8
Coding region: 119-2551 (810 amino acids)
Molecular function (GO): RNA binding
Source: RefSeq, a predicted model, not a curated record
CCACGUUCGCCGGCUUGCCGCGCUAGCCGCCAGCGGCCCAGGCUUUGAACCCGGCACCUUGGACGCCUUGGACGGCCGCGUUGCGACCCGCGCGACGAGCGCCACAGUUCAAACAGCCAUGGCGGCCAGCUCCACCGAGUCCUUCGGGACGGGCUGCUUCAACGGCGGCCUGCUCAAGCCGGCGCAGGACAAGUUCUGGGCGACGGAGGUGAUGGCCACGGCCUCCACCGAGGGCUUCUGGGAGGACGAGCCCGAGGAGCAGGUCAAGAAGAAGGUGCUGGAGCUCAAGACCAAGUUCCACAUGGGGCGCCAGCUGCAGAUCAAGCAUCUGCCCCGCGACGUCACCGAGGAGGAGAUCCGCGAGCUGCUGUCGGACUUCCCCGUCAUGUCGGUGCAGCUGCAGUGCGGGUCGGGCACGGGCGCCGGCGUGGCGCGCGCCUCCCUGGAGGACCCCGAGAUGCUGGAGGAGUGGGACCGCGACCGGCUGUUCCUGCUGCGCGGCCAGCGCGUGCCCGUGGCGCCCACCCCCACCGACAUGCUGCUGUGCGUGGCGCGGCUGCCGCUGCACUACACCGAGUCCCAGUUCAUGGGGCUGGUGCGCUCGUACGGCGAGGUGCGCCGCUGCUUCCUCAUGAUCUCGGAGAAGACAGGCGAGAGCAAGGGCUACGGCUUCGUGGAGUACGUGAGCAAGGAGAUGGCCCUGCACGCCAAGAACAUCCUGGACCGCAAGGUGGUGGACGACCUGGUGCUGUGCUGCGACUGGCUGGACUCGAACCACGUGACGCUCGAGUCGCUGCACUCCAAGUGCCUGUUCGUGGACCACCUGCCCAAGGACUUCCGCGACAUGGGCCAGUUCCGGAAGGUGUUCAGCGCCGUCGUCAGCCCCCCGUACUGCCAGAUUGCCCUGAAGAACGGCUGCCCGCAAGACUGGGGCCUGGUGGAGUACAGUACUGCCGAGGACGCGGAGGCGGCCCAGGCCACCCUCAACGGCUACUCGCUGUGCGGCCACCCCAUCAGAGUGUCGUUCUACAUGCCCGGCGUGCGCGCCAUCAACCUCUACCUCAAGCUGCUCAACGAAUCGAACAACAAGAAGAGCUGCGGGCUGCUCCCGGACCCCACCGCGCCGGCUGUGUUCCAGCAGCUGCAAACUCUGGCCAAGCAGAACCCCGUCUUCGCGCAGAACCUGCAGAACAUCAUCAUGACGCAAAUCCAGAGCCUGCAGUCCGAGGGCAAGCAGCGCUCGCCGACGCCGCCAGGCAGCCAACCAGCCGCCCCGAAGCAGGCCAAGCCCACGCCCACGCCCCCCAACGGCCUCAUCGACAGUGCUCAGAUGCAGCAACUCAAGAACCAGCUGACCAACACGCACCCGAUGCUGAUGACCAACCCCCAGAUGCUGGCGUCACUGCAGUCGCUGCUGAAGCAGCAGCAGGCGCAGGGCCAGGGCCAGCAGGGCGGCCAGGCCGGCCAGCCCGGCCAGCAGGGCGGCAACGGCCAGGGGCAGGGCGGCCAGGGAGGCCCCAAAGUCGGCGACGCCGCGCUCAACGGGUUUGGCAAGCACAACCACGCCAAGAACGGCUUCCUCAAGCCCAGCCAGCCGCAGAAGGUGCCGCUGCUGCCCAACCCCGGAGCCCACGGCCUGAGCUCGCCGCCGUUGGCGCCGCAGCCCCCCGUGAGUGUGAGUGCGCCCGUGAGCGUGGCGCUGUCGCCUACGUCCGACGUGUCGGCCUGGGCCCACGGCCAGCCCCACGGCCAGCCCCACGGCCACGGCGGCCUCAUGCGCCUGCCCAGGCACCACACGGCCUCGCCGCCGUCCGGCCCGGCCGGGGGCAUGCCCUUGAUGAUGGGCCUCGAGGGCAACGGCAUGCCCAACGGCAUGCCCAACGGCAUGGCCUUCCCGCCGCCCGCAGGCGACCCGCUGCAGAUGGCGGGCGGGCCCGGCGACUUGCAGACCACCAUCAACAGCAUCCUCAACAACCAGCAGAACCUGCGGCAGCUCAUGGCCACGCUGUCGUCCGCCAUCCAGAGCAACGGGCCCCUCGCCGGGCCGCCCCCCGUGGCCCCCGCGCCGCCAGUGCCGCCCCCGGGCGCGGCGUGCUUCCCCUUCGUGGGCCGGCCGCCCCCAGGCGCCGCCCCCGGGCCCGAGGCGGCGUGGGCGGGGCAGGCGUCCCGCUCGCUCAUGAGCAGCCCGAUCCAGAACAUGCAGAUGCAGCCCAAGCCCAUGAGCUUCCUGGACAUCAAGACGGGCACCCCCGGGCCACUGUUCGCGCAGGUGCCCGGCACCCAGUGGCCCGCCGCCAGCGGCUUCAUGCCGUCGCCCGUGGGCAUGUUCUCGCCCUACUCCGGGGGGCUGGUGCCCGGGCUGUGGUCGCCGACACCGUCACCCUCCCCCACCCUCAACACCAUGAUGACCCCCGUCGGCCACAAGCGCAAGUACAACCACAUCCUCCCCUCGCCAGAGCCGUCACCCGAGGGCAACUACAUCGGCCAGCACUCGCAGGGCCUCGGCGGCCACUACGCCGACUCGUACUUCAAGCGCAAGAAGAAGAACUAAUGAGAAUCGGGUGCAGCCGGGUGGCGAGGCAGGCGAGGCAGGCGAGGCCUCGCCAGGCUUCUACCAAAGCAUUCCUGUUGUCGAGGUGGCAUGUCCCUUCUCCAGCUGCCCUCGAGGCAAGCCGCAGAGCAGCUCGUCUUUAUCCUCUUUAAUGUUUGUCAUCCACAUGCUUGUAGCUAUAGUGUAUGUACAUUUGUUGACACGUUGUUCAAACAAUAGCCUGUUCCAAAAGUGUGUGGCGUUUUGUAGUUUUAAUUUGGCUUUUUUUUUGUGCUAUGGCUUUGGCUAUGGUGUGUACCAUUUUAUGACAAUGUAUAGGUGCAGUAUCUUGUGAUCGGUUUCAGUUUUAAAUUAUUAUUUUUAUAGUAAGCCAAUCAUGACAGCUGGUUGUUUACAUUGUUGUAAAAUAGUGACCAAACUGAUUAGACUUUUUGUGUUACUUUUUAUGUUGACAGACUUGUAUUAGUUAGGGUGCUAUUAACAAGGACCAACUGUACACUAUGAACUUUAUCUAGAAACUUAGUACCUAUGGUACCAUUAGGCUAAGAGAAUUCUUUGCUCCUAAGAUCUCUUAAACUUUUAUCCAAUGAACUUCUUUCCUAUUGGGGAAAGACAAUGAUUACUUGAUUAUACAAGUCGCAAUAAUUGUGACAUUCGUGCUCACUUGAGUUAUAGUAAAUUAUUACAUCACGUUAUUGUUAAUAGUUAUAUCAAAGUAGAAAAUUAUUAUGAUUCAUGCUUAUAUUUAAUGUUUUUAGAAAGAAUCAACUAUUGUGAUUUUUAUUAAGACUAUUGUUUAGAGUUUUUUUAUGACAAUCGCAAGGUUCUGUAAUAUUAUUGCAGUAACUGAUGUUAUCUUUAUACUAUUUGAAUCUUCUUGAAUAUCUGUCAACUUAUUAGAUCUCUUGACCACUAGGGUGAAGCCAAACAUUGUUUGUUUGUUUUUUUUUUCCUUCACUUUCUUUUUUUUCUUCAUUCACUUUAUUGUGUUGCCUCUUCAAUAUUCUUCUUCUGUCCUGUGUGCUGUGUUUUUUUUAGUAUUGAUGUUUUUAUCAUUGACUUUUUCAUUUCUUAGAAUUGAAGACAUGAUUCUUGUAUUAGUUAUUUUUUUACUAUAUACUGUAUCAAGGGUACGUGGUCUUUGCCUGAACUGUAUUAGAGCUCCGUAUUUGUUCUUACUGAACAUUUUAUGGGUGAUUUCAAAAAUUUGUGGGACAUACCUUUUUGUCUUCUUGAACUUGUUUCUCUGUCUAUCCUAGUUUAGAUUUUACUUCAUGUGCUAUCAUUCAUGUUAAUGUAUAUCUGUUAUUCUGAAACAAAUGUAAAAGCUGCUAACAGCAUUUUGUUUCUCUUUCUUUCUGAAGUUGUUCCUUAGCAGUGUUUGGUGUCAUGCACUUCUGCUCUGCUGGCCUUUGAAUGUGUAUUCAAUAAUUAUCUCUAUUUUCAUUUAUGAAUGACAUUUGUAACAAUGUCAUGCUUUAAAUUACAGGUGAGGGUUGGGAAUGGUUGGGCAUUCAUUUUUUAUAAGAUUAUGUGCUAUUUCCUCAAGCAUGCCUUUAUGCUCAUGGUAUUUCAUAGAUAUUAUCGAUGUUUAUGUCUCAAUAUGUCUGUAUGCAAUUGCGUGGAUGAGUGUCAGUGAGUGCCAGUUUGUUUGCAAAACAGUGGCGUAUUUGUGUGCCUGAGUUCUAAGUUGUGAUAACAAUACUUUGCAGUAUUUGUACCUUAAUGGAUUGAGAUCUGCCUUGAUUGUUUAAAUGAAGGGGCUUGACUCCUAUUGCCCGAGUGAUUAGUAAUGUGUCACAAGUAUUAUAUUUCAUUAGGUCACGAUUUCUAGUUUUUGAAAUGAAUUAUCUCUACCAUUUAUUCUUUCCGCUUUUGUUUUGUUGUAUUCAUUUUCUUAUUGCCGUACUCUAUACCACCGCCAUUAUAUGUUGUUUUAUUUGUACUGCUGUGAAAAGUGUUUUCCAGCUGGUUUAUGUGUGAAAUGAAGUGAAAUACCCUUUCUGUGGAGUUCCUUGAUGAUGCAUGCCAGUAUUAACCGACAAGAUUUAUAUUCUCUGAACUCCACUGCAGGCUUUGCCCACUGCUUUCCAUUUUGUGAUGCUCUUCUUUCACACAGUACCCUACCAGUAGAUAAAUACUAGCUACCAGUAAUUUUGUUGUAUUUUUGUAGUUGUCUGUUGGAAUGUCUCAUCAGUAUUUCUUCCAUUUGUCUUUUACUACUUCAUUUAUUCUGUUCUUUUGUUUAUAGAGUCCUCUCUUCUUUUUUUUUAUGAUUUUAAGUUGACUGUUAGUACAGUCUAUGAACUGAAUAAAAGUAUCAGUAAUCACUUUGCAAGUGAUCCCUUACGUUUAGUCUUUGUAUUUCUUGUGUUCUGUCUACUGCAUCGGGCAGAAAUAAAUGGCAACUUCACAACAA